Alosa alosa (allis shad) is the source of this 3640-nucleotide messenger RNA. It is a transcript of the gene adnp2a, whose product is annotated as ADNP homeobox 2a. The record is from RefSeq and is a predicted model, not a curated record. Gene Ontology annotation, molecular function: DNA binding. The coding region runs from base 278 to 3112 and encodes 944 amino acids. Gene Ontology annotation, cellular component: nucleus. Gene Ontology annotation, biological process: regulation of gene expression. Lineage: Eukaryota; Metazoa; Chordata; Actinopteri; Clupeiformes; Clupeidae. The transcript is spliced from 4 exons.
UUUCACAGCAAAGAGGGAAAGGGAUGAUGGUUUACGCUUCACAUACAAAAUAAAUCUACGUCUUACCAAGGCAGAGUUCAUUCAGUAACAUAUUGUAAUGGGGACGAUCGUUUUGCUAAGUUAAAUAUCUCGUGUUUGUUGUAACAUACAAUGUAGUCGAGGCCCAUUCUGCGCGCGCUUUUAGUGACGCCGGAAGAGUUCUCCCCUGGUGAAAACAAGCAUCCAUCCACACAGCGGGAGCUGGGAGCACCCCGCCAGGACGUGUAAGGAAAGCAAAAUGUAUCAAAAUCCUGUUGGUGACGUGGAAAAACUCAGAAACUCCAGGAAGAGAGUUAAGAGUAUCCUAUGUGACAUCGGACUGGAUAGUUGUAACGAUUUAGUCGAGGAAUUGAAGAGUUUUGACACUGGUGAGGAGUGCUUCAAUGACACAGAGUGGGAUGACUUGACUGAGGGAUACAGUAGCAAACGGCGGAAAAAGUGGUGCUAUCGGUCUGAAAAGUUCUGUUGCAACCUGUGCUGGUUCUCCACGUGGUCCUGGUACACCUUCAGAGGGCAUGUGCAGCGCUGUCACGAGGAGGAACUGGAUCUGGCCUCUCUGUCCACCUGCAAGAACUGCCACUUUGUUGGUCACCCCAGUACCACCGACCACCACAUCAAACUCUUCCACUCAACAGCCAAGUUGCGACAGAAGCAGGACACAACCGCAGCAUCACAGAAAGCUGAGAUUAAGAAAGCUGCACCCGUUGUGCCCAAUAUACAAGGAGAUAAGUACACUUGUCGCAGCUGCGGCUACCACGAUUCGUUGCUUUAUGUGAUGAAGAAGCAUGUUUUGGUGAACCACUAUGGGUCACUGCUGAACCGUUACUUUGGGCAUCGAAAUCAGGAUGAGAAGAACAGUGAGGGGGCUAUGUACUACUGCAAGAUGUGCAGUCUGCCUGCGCAGACUUGCGAGCACCUGCUUUAUCACAUUUUAAGUUCAGAGAAACACAAAGAACUGGAAGUGCAUAUAAAACCGUUUGUGUGUGAAAACGUGAGUGUCACUAAAAAUGGAACGAAGAAAAAACUCCAGAGUUUAGCACCAAAGGCAGGACAGAAGACCACUAACAAGACUGCUGUGUCUGUGGUGGCGAAACCACAACACUCCUCUGUUGUGAGUCCGACUUCCACAGCGUCCUCUUCAGGUACUGUACUGUUGGCAGCACCGAGCAACACCACUGCCUUGCUGUGCACCUCUGGACCAAGGCAGGUGUACAUUCCAUCACAGGCCAAAAACAUAUUGCUUUCCAAUGCGCAGACCCCUGCAAGAUUACCUACACCAACAGUAGUUAAGACGGGUUACAGUAUGUUUGUGCCAAAUUUGACUUCCAAUACAUCCAAGCAGGUGCCAAGCAUCACCGUGAGGGUUCCUGGUCUACCACAUACACAACCUGGCCAGGUCCUGCUGCCUCCUGGAGUACGGAUCAAUGUCCCUGGAAAAAUGGGGCUACGGCCUCCACAGCCUCUAUUGGUGACCCAUAACCUUGCGAUGAAUCAGUCCAAUCCUCAGCCACCAAUGCUGUCUUCUCAGUCCAUCCGACUGAUUCCAACAGGGAACAAUGUCAAUGGAGUUCCGACGUACACCCUUGCACCUGCCGUCCAGGUCACAGUUCCGGUCCAGCCUGGUGGUGCCCAAGUCGUUGGCAAGGGACCGGUGGUCUUGACCCAGAAUAAUGUUGGCACUGUUCAGCAGCUCAGUACACCAAUACCACCUGGUGUCACCGGAAUGAGUGCAGAACAGAAGCUGGCUUUGUCAAAAUCCAAGACACAUGAGCUGGCUGUCUUGUCACCUUUUCUGAAGUCUGACAACAAAACAGUCCGAUGUUUAAAAUGCAAAAUUUUACUCACAGAGAAGGGAAUUUUCCACCAUUUGUUGCAUGGCUUAAAGUGUCUCUUCUGUCCCGCGAUGUUCUAUUCUGUGAAACAAAUUAUGGAACAUGCAUACACAGAACAUAGUCUCUCUGUCAAGGCGAAUCGAGAUUUCCUCAAGAAGGAAUAUCAAAUUGACACCAGUGAUCAAGGUAAUCUUGUGUUUACCUCUUUCGACUUGAACACAAAUAUACCGAAAGAACAGCUAGGGGACAAGGAACUCAAUCUGGUGUUAGUUACCGGCUGUCUUGAGAAGAUAUUCAUGAAGAUGUACCCAGAGUCUCCAAAGGUAGUUGGCACAGCAUCUGCUAAGCAUUUCUGCACUGGCUGUCCGCUUUGUAAAGUGAAGAUCCUGAACAAAGAGGACUAUGAUUUGCAUCUGAAGACCAAGCACCACAUCAUGCCCACCAUUCAUGCCAUUUUGAAAACUCCUGCAUUCAAAUGCAUUUAUUGCCUUGGUGUUUACACAGAGAAGUUCACCUCCAAAACCAUAUCCAUACACGUCCAACGGUGCCGGUGUGCACCCAAGGCUGUGAAAGAUGCAGAAAGACUGAUAAACCCUGACCCAAACAACCAAGUCAGCAAUGGGGAGUUGACCCAACCCAUAGUGGGUGACAGUGCUCUAAAUCAUAACCUAAUGCCCACUGGGAAGAAAGUCAAUGGAGUACCCACCUAUACCUUUGCUCCAAUUCAGCUCAUGACAUCAGUCCAGCCACGUAAUACUCAGCUUCUCCGCAAGGGACAAGUGGUGAUGGUGUCCAAGACCAAAGCUACCAAAAUACUGGGUGGCAAAGUGGUACGCAAAGAUUCAAAGUUGGCUCAGUUGAAAGGAAGGGGUAGAGAAAGUUCAACACCCAGAGGCCAGGCUAAAUCAAAGGGAACGGAGGUGAAAUCUCAACAAGUUCGAAAGGAAUUGCUCAACAAGCAUUUCAACCAAAAGCCCUACCUGACUGAGGCGGAGGUGGAAACCCUGGCAGCACGUCUCUGGUUGAAAAGACCAGAUGUUGUUGCUGCCUUCAGUAAAAAACAAAACAUGUGUAUGAAAGCGAUCGACACCAAAAGGACUGCAGUGCUUCUGGGGUUUAACAUGAGCGAGAUGAAGAAGGUGAAACACAACGUUGUCAUUCCAGAGACUCUGCCAGUUAAUGCCAACGUUAAUGUAUCUGUACAAACAGAAGUCGUUGUUAAGACAGAAAACGAUUGCUAGUUGAAUUUAGUUAUGCUUAUUGAAUCUUUUCUUGUACAGUCCACCCAAAGCCCAUGACAUUAAGUUAUGUGUCAGCAGAAUAAAGAAAAGAGACAAUGGCCAGUUACAGAUUUCAUGUUGCGUUCUAUGAGUUAGUGUUUGUGAAUAUUUCGUUUUAAGAUGAGUUUAUACCUUCAUAUCUUAUGUCAGACAGUAUAGGCUUUUGUAAAAAAGGAGAAAAAAAACACAUGUAGAUGUUUGGGAGACUGUUGUGUGUAAUUGGGGUAAACCUGCAAGAAGUAUUCAUAUUUAUUUUUUGUUGGUUUAUUAAGGGCCAUUUAGACUUGUAUAUAACCUCAUAAUAUUUCAGCUAAAGGAAGCACAUUCUAAUUGAUUGUCUACUUGAUAGGAAAAGACCCCAAAUCACAUGGUGUUUUACGGUUCUCAAAUUUGAAGAAACUUUACUGUAUAAGUGCCUGUUGUUCCAUACAUGCUCCAACGCAAUGCUGAUAUGACCUGAAGAAGUUUUUAAUAAAUUGCUGAAACGUG